Aspergillus niger is the source of this 1548-nucleotide messenger RNA. RefSeq lists its product as uncharacterized. Gene Ontology annotation, cellular component: membrane. The transcript is spliced from 6 exons. The record is from RefSeq and is a predicted model, not a curated record. Gene Ontology annotation, biological process: transmembrane transport. The coding region runs from base 1 to 1548 and encodes 515 amino acids. Gene Ontology annotation, molecular function: transmembrane transporter activity. NCBI's taxonomy places the organism in Eukaryota, Fungi, Ascomycota, Eurotiomycetes, Eurotiales, Aspergillaceae.
AUGGGUUUCUUUGGAAAGAGGGAAGCUCCCGGUGACGCUACGGGCCAUGUCGAUGCCAUCGUCGAGGCUCCGGGGCCUGAUCCAGAAAAGCAACAAGUCGCUCAUGAUGAGGACUUUCACACAGCGCUUCCCCAAAUUCCUCAGGCCACACCUACCAUUGAUCCCGCAGUUGAAGCUCGCUUGUUGAGGAAAUUGGACUUGAGAGUUCCAACGCUGCUAGGGUUUUUGUAUCUUCUUUCCCUCCUGGAUAGAAGCAACAUUGGAAAUGCCAAAAUCGCGGGAAUGGAAGAGGAUUUACACCUUACGGGAAAUCGCUAUACAUGGCUCCUGACAAUCUUCUACAUAUCCUACACUCUGUUCGAAUUCCUGGCUUUGAUGUGGAAAAUUAUGCCACCUCAUAGGUGGGCAGCGAUCACAGUGAUGACUUGGGGCAUUGUUGCGACCUGCCAGGCCGCAACACAGAAUUGGGGCGGUAUGAUGGCUCUGCGUUUCCUGCUCGGCAUGUCCGAAGCAGCAUUUGGUCCCGGGUCACCCUAUCUGCUUUCUUUCUUUUAUCGUCGUCAAGAGCUUGGCCUUCGCUGCGGUUUGUUCUUGUCAGCUGCGCCUCUAGCCAAUACAUUUGCAGGCGCUCUUGCAUAUGGUAUCACCUCGGGACAUGCAAAGAUCGCCAAUUGGCGCUUGCUUUUUCUGGUUGAAGGCAGCCCGUCGCUGGUGGCAGCCUUCUUGGCAUGGUUCUACUUGCCAGAUCAUCCCGCAUCAGCCCGUUUCUUGACCGAAGAAGAGAAAGAGGUGGCACGCGCCCGGUCGCUCCGACGCAGUGGUGAAAGUGAGCGGGUGACCGGCAUUAACUGGAAGGAACUGUGGCAGACCUUGCUGGAUGCGAAGGCAUGGCUUACUGCGUUGAUGUACUUUAGUUGCAAUGUGAGCUUCUCCUCGCUGCCUGUCUUUCUUCCAACGAUUUUGGAAGACAUGGGGUUCACCGCGAUCAAUGCUCAAGGCCUGACGGCGCCGCCUUAUUUCGCUUCAUUCCUCGUUACGAUCGCCACUACCUGGCUGGCCGAUCGGCUUCAGCAGCGAGGUUUGGUGAUUGCUUUGUCGUCGCUUGUUGGUGCCAUUGGAUAUGUGCUGCUUGCGACCUGCACCUCCGUUGGGGUGCGCUACUUUGGGGUGUUCCUGGCAGCAGUGGGGGUCUUUCCUUCGAUCGCCAAUAUUCUCCCCUGGGUUCUGAAUAACCAAGGCUCAGAUACUCGACGGGGAAUGGGUAUUGUUAUACUGAACGUCAUCGGCCAAUGCGGUCCUUUCCUGGGAACUAAUGUCUUCCCAGCGAGUGACGCACCUCGCUACAUUCGGGGGCAGUCAAUUUGUGCGGCCUUUAUGUUCUUCACCGUGAUCCUAGCUCUGGCUCUACGGACACUGCUUGUUUGGGAAAACCGCCGUCUGGACAAGAAGUAUGGCACUGCGGCCGAGAGGGCCGCCCAGGCGACCUCGAAGGGAGAUCUCACCCUAGGAGAGGAGAAUUAUGGAGCAGAUUACCGAUAUGUGCUGUAA